Aricia agestis (brown argus) is the source of this 1367-nucleotide messenger RNA. RefSeq names its product neuroplastin (gene Bsg). Gene Ontology annotation, cellular component: cell-cell junction. The coding region runs from base 174 to 989 and encodes 271 amino acids. Gene Ontology annotation, biological process: cell-cell adhesion. The transcript is spliced from 4 exons. Gene Ontology annotation, molecular function: cell adhesion molecule binding. NCBI's taxonomy places the organism in Eukaryota, Metazoa, Arthropoda, Insecta, Lepidoptera, Lycaenidae. The record is from RefSeq and is a predicted model, not a curated record.
UUAAACUAGUAAUCUGUGGUCGGAGGUGCGAUUGGCGUUGCGCAAAAAACCUAUUUUAUCAGGAGCAUCGAAACCAUUUUAUAAUUUGUGAAAAGUAGUUCAGUUGUAGCUGGACAGUCGAAGCCCUACGGAAGCUAUUUAUAAUUUCUAGUAGUGAAUAAGACUCGGUGAAGAUGGCCGGAACGGUUUAUUGUUUGCCAGUGGUGCUGCUAUUUUUAGCGAGCGCGAUUCCUUCAGAAGCACAAAGUGAGGCGCCGGCGACGGAGGCGGCGGCGGCGGCGAGCGGCGCGGCGGUCGGCGGCGCGGACGCCGCGCUCAUGUACGAGCUGCGCUCCAACCUCACCCUCACCUGCCGUCUGAGCAGCGCCGCCGGCCUCGCCUACACCUGGACCAAGAACGAGACGGACGUGACGGCGUUGGGCGAGAUGAAGGGCCGCUACGAGCUGCAGAGCGGCGGCGCCGUGUUCCACAUCGCGCGCACGCUCGAGGACGACUGGGGCAACUACAGCUGCGCCGUCGGCGGCGACGUGCAGCGCUGGGAGGUGCACGGCCGCCCGCACCUCAAGGUGCCCGCCAAUACCAACGUCGUCGAGGGCCAGAAGCUGAAGGUGCAGUGCAAGGUGAUCGGCAAGCCGUACCCGCGCGUGUCGUGGCAGUAUUCGAACGACUCUAAGACGUGGGUGGAGGCGGGCGCGGCGCUGGGCGGGCGCGUGGAGCUGGCGGCGUCGGAGCAGGGCGUGCCAGACGGCAUGCUGAUAGUGACGGUGGCGGAGCGCGCGGACGCCGGCUCGUACAACUGCAGCGCGCCCGGCGCCGCGCCCGCCACCACGGUGCUGCGCGUCAAGGACAUGUACGCGGCGCUGUGGCCCUUCCUGGGCAUCUGCGCGGAGGUGUUCGUGCUGUGCGCCGUCAUCCUCGUCUACGAGCGCCGCCGCACCAAGCCCGAGGCCGAAGACUCCGACGUCGACGCCGACCAGAAGAAGUCGUAAGCUGCGGGAGGCCGAGCGCGCCGGCCCCGCCCGCCGGUCGCCGUUUACAAACUAAUAUUAUGAUUUAACCAAAAAUAUACGUUUGUUAUUUAGUCGAUUAAUAAAAUUAUGUUGCAUCAUCGCGCGGCGCCGCCGUCUCGCAUGUACUUAGCCGUCGCCGACUCCGCCCCGGCGCGCCCGUCGUCGGUCGAACUAUAACUUAAUAAUGUGAGACUUACUAAUAAGUAUAGUAUAACGUGUAUCUGAGCACAGUAACUGUGAGAUUGUAGGAGUUCUAAUUAGGACGCGUGACGCGGGCCCAGCGCCCCGCAGCACGGCGCUCGCCGGCACACUGCUGCUGUUAUGACUUAUAGUCGAAUAAAUUAUUUCAGAUUUAAA